UAUUUCCAGUCACUUUUCAGGAAGCAAUAUAUAAAGAGCCUCAGGCUUCUCUAUUCAUUGAGAUCUGCAAUAUUCUACACUAAGAUUUUGUGACAAUGGAUAGAAAAAGUCCGACUCACAAAAAAGUCAGACGAAAAGUAUACGAUGAAGUGGAUGCUUUCAAACUGAAAGAUAGCCCUGCCAUUCAACAGCAUUUUAAAAAUCACAACAAUGAAUGGCUGAUCGCUCACCCCGAAAAAUCCAUUGCCUAUUUUACACCAGUUAAGGAUGCAAAAGGGGAGCCAGCGACAUUUUACCUGCACACAUAUAGAAUGAUUAAACCCAUAGAGGCAUUGCCAGUGGCCAUCUGCUGCAGAAUAAAUGGCAAGAAUUACAUCCUGGAAGCAGAAAGCGAUUCUGUCAAACUUAGCGAACAGCAAUUGCCAAGAAAAAUUGAAAACAAGACUAGUAAAUUCAUUUUCUACCAGAAAAUAUUUUCACCUGGACACAAUUAUCUCCGUUUUGAGUCAUCAUCAGAGCCAGGAUUCUACCUUGCAUGGGACAGAGAAGAAAAGAAGUUAACACUAAAGUUGCCUGAAGAUCCCAUUGACGAGUACAUCAAAUUUUUGCUUGAUUAAAAAUGUGACAACACUUAAUGGGGGACAUAUUUAAAAAGUU
Messenger RNA from Hyla sarda, 657 nucleotides. RefSeq names its product interleukin-18-like. NCBI's taxonomy places the organism in Eukaryota, Metazoa, Chordata, Amphibia, Anura, Hylidae. The transcript is spliced from 6 exons. The record is from RefSeq and is a predicted model, not a curated record. Gene Ontology annotation, biological process: inflammatory response; immune response. Bases 96 to 617 code for a protein of 173 amino acids. Gene Ontology annotation, molecular function: cytokine activity.